This is a messenger RNA of Trichosurus vulpecula (common brushtail), 3452 nucleotides long. It is a transcript of the gene PGAP4, whose product is annotated as post-GPI attachment to proteins GalNAc transferase 4. Gene Ontology annotation, biological process: GPI anchor biosynthetic process. Gene Ontology annotation, molecular function: glycosyltransferase activity. The coding region runs from base 368 to 1555 and encodes 395 amino acids. Lineage: Eukaryota; Metazoa; Chordata; Mammalia; Diprotodontia; Phalangeridae. The transcript is spliced from 3 exons. The record is from RefSeq and is a predicted model, not a curated record. Gene Ontology annotation, cellular component: Golgi membrane.
GCUUUUUUCCUUUUCCAGGGCGGCGGCGUAGCCGGGGGCGAGGGUGUGAGCCUACCGCUAGGCGCCGUCCCCGGCUUUGGUGAUGUGACCACUGGGCUGGAAAGGUGCAGCUUCGGGAACAGAAUGAGCAUCCCCAGAGCAGGACGUGUCCCCGUUCCCGUUGUUCCUGCCCAGGACAAAUAAUGAUUUCAUCUGGAUGGGUAGGCAGCUUUAGCAGAGUCAUGAGUCCACUUCCUUUCAUGUCAUCAAUAUGCUGUGCCCAAGAGAAUUAAUCAGGUGUGAUGACCUCUUUUCCAUGAUCGGGUGCUUCUGGGACCAGAAGCAGCAGAAACGUGACUAAAUCAGAGCAGCCACUCCCUCCACCACGAUGCUUUUCUAUAAGCUGCGGCUGCUCUCCUGGUCCAGCCCUGCUCUCCAUUUCUUCUUCUUGACAAUCUUAACGUUUGGCAUUUUGGCCCCUCUGACCUGCCACCACCUCCUCCACUCCUACUUCUACGUGCGCCACUGGCACCUGAACCAGAUGAGCGAGGAAUUCCUGGAGCAGAGCUUAAAGGAGGGUGAGGCUGCGUUCCGCUACUUUAAGAACCUCCAGGCCCUCAAUGCCACCCUGCCCAAAGGUAGGCAGGUCCCCUCACGGCCUUGGCUCUUGAUCACCAUCAUCACAGUGUACCGGCAGCCUGAGUUCCACUAUGUCCUCCAGGUGGCAUCUCAGUUCCAUCGCCUCCUUCAGCAGUGUGGUCAGCCCUGCCUGAGGCACCAGCUCUUCUUGUGUGAUGUGGAUUGGAACUCCAAACACAAGGAUGCCAAACUGCUGGCCAAUUUUAUGCCUGUGACCAGCCGAUUUGCAGGCACUAAGGGGAUGAACGUUAGCAGAAGUGUCGUCAGGAAUACAUUCGAGAAAGAGAAGCAGGACUAUGUCUAUUGCUUGGAGAAAUCCCUCCAGACCUACAACCCAGAAUACAUCCUGAUGGUGGAAGAUGAUGCCGUUCCCGAAGAGCAGAUCUUUAGUGUCUUACGGCACCUCCUAGAAACUAGAUUGUCUGAGCCACACCUCAGAAAUGCCCUUUACCUGAAGCUUUAUCAUCCUGAGAGACUCCAGUGCUACUUUAACCCAGAGCCCAUGAGGAUUCUGGAGUGGUUUGGUGUAGGGAUGUUCUUGGGGCCCUUGCUCAGUUGGGCAUAUGUCAAGAUUGCCAACCUCCCAGGACUGAACUACCGCAUUGUUCUUUUCUUCUCCUUGUACAGCAUGGGGCUGGCAGAGCUGGUGGGCCGGCAUUACUUGCUGGAGCUUAGGCGGCUGGCCCCUGCUCUCUACAAUGUGGUCCCCACUACACAGUGUUGCACUCCUGCUAUGCUUUUCCCUGCCUCUGCAGCCCAGAGGACGGUGAGCUAUCUAGCUGAGAUAUCCUGCCGCAAUGGCUUUGCCAAGGACAUGGCCCUCUACUCAUUUCUGCAGGACAAGAAUGAGAGGGCCUAUGUGGUAGAGCCUAACCUAGUGAGGCACAUUGGGCUCUUCUCCAGCCUCCGGUUUAACUAUAAGCCCAAAUUGUUAUAAAAUCCUGAGAACAGACUUUCUGGAUAUUGUUAGAGCCACUUCUUAGGGAAAGAUAUAUUUAGCCAUAUAUUUUGGAUUCACUUACCUUCUCUUUUGUUUCUUUAAUGUUGGGUAGAGAAGUGUUCAUUGGGUAAGUGAGGGGCUUAGGGGUCAAGUGCCUUAACAAUUCCUAACCUACAGAUUAGUGGCAGGCAGGAUGCUAUUUGAAUACCAAGUUUCUUCCAUAUUCUGCACCAGAACUAGAUAUGUGUCUUAUCCAUAAAUGUCUUGUGAAUUCUGGAUAUUUUGACUUUGACAUUAGAACUGCUUAGCAGAUCAGAUCCAGUAAAUCUCUCUUUCACACACACACACACUCACUCACUCACUCACUCACUCACUCAUGCACUUAGUCUCUUUUGAACAAGAAAGAGGGAACACCCAAGAUUGUGUCUUUGGGAAAAUUUUCAGUGAAAUAAUAGGCUGCCUCUUAGUGUCUUUUUAUGGGGGUUUAGAUCCAAUAACAUCCUGGUGAAACAUUCAUACAAAGAGAGAAUACAUACAGAAAGGAGACAGUAGGUCAUACCUGUGGGAGUUUGGGGUACAUUGGCCAAGGGUCUAACAGCUUCCAACUUUAAGGUUCUAGGGUCGUCAACCCUUUCCUCUCUAUCUUCCCCACCCCCCACCCCCCACAAAUAAGUCUGAAGGCAUAACCAUCUAAACUCUCCAAUUUUAAAUGUCUUUCACUUCUUUCUAGCCUGGAGCACCAGAAUUGGGAUUCAUUUGCCUUGCCAACAAUGAUUGAGACUUCUAAUCUUAUGAUACUGCUUAUUUCCUUUCUCCCAUUAUAUGCUUCCAUGCUUUCCACCUCCAUGAGAGGUUAUAGAGGAAUUGAAGGCAAAAUUUUACAUGUAUCAUCCACAUUUGUUCAUUCAACAGGCACUGGUCCUACUGUGUGCUAGGCAUUGAGAAAAAUACAAAGACAAGUCAGAGAUCACAAAAUCUUAGAGCUGGAAGGGCCCUCAGGUGACAUCUAUGCUAGUCUAAUCCAUAACGGAACAAAAUCCCCUCUACCUCAUACCUGACAAGUGAUCAUCCUGUCUUUGCCUGAAAACUGCAAUGGAAAGAAAACCUGCCAACUCCCAAGACAACUCUGUCUACUUUUUGAUAGCGCUGAUUGUUAGGAAGUUUCCAAUUUGCCUUUUUGUAGCUUCCGUGCAUUUUUCCCAUUUCUACUUUCUAGACCAGAGACCAACAAGUCUGAUCUCUCUUCCUUAUGACAGCCCUUUGAUACUUUUUAGGUGGGUAUCAUGUUCUUUAGGAUAAAUAUCUCCAGUUCUUUCAAAGGAUCCUUACAUGACAUGAUCACAAGUUCCUGUUUUCAUCCUAGCUCCUCUCCUGGAUGCUAUCCAGCUUAUGAAUUGUCUGUCCUAAAAUGUAGUGCCCGUACUAGAACACAGCACCCCAGGUGGUGUCCAAACAGAGCAGAGUACCGUUGAGCUAUCACAAUUCUCAAUUGUGGAUGUUGAGCCUAAGAUCACAUCAUCUUUGUGUUCUAAUGCCUUUGUGGAGCCUACUGUAGUAGAGAAGGGAGGACAUACACAAUAAUGAAGACGAUGUGUCCGCAGGAAAAUAAAAACCAAUCCAGGCUGACUUGAAAAAAGCCUUUUGAUUUGGUAGGUUUUUGAAAUAUUAACAUUUAGCCAUCUAAUUGUUAAACUGGGAACGGAACACAAAUUGUCAUUAAUUAUAAUGGAUGCAUGCAGGUGCAUGUGCGCGUGUGCGCGCACACACACACACACACACACACGCACACACUCUCACACCCCUUAUGGAGUAUCAGACCUGGCAAAGGGUUCCCUGCCCUUGAUACCUUAUCACGAAAAAAAUUCCAUUCUAAAUAAAAGAAGGAAUUCUGUCA